This is a messenger RNA of Epithele typhae, 1956 nucleotides long. RefSeq names its product HET-domain-containing protein. The transcript has 2 exons. Lineage: Eukaryota; Fungi; Basidiomycota; Agaricomycetes; Polyporales; Epitheliaceae. The record is from RefSeq and is a predicted model, not a curated record. The annotation marks the transcript as partial.
UCGGUCUGUAAACAUUGCUGUGAGGGCCUUUUCGCCUCAUCCCUAGGCCUUUUCGUCAAGGUGCACUCGAGAAAACCGACAACCGGAGGUUUUGCUUAUUCCACGUCUUGGGAGGACUUGGCGGCUCGUGCAGCCGUCGGAUGUCGUUGGUGUCAGCUCGUCUAUUCCACCAAAGAAGACGACGCGGACUCCCAUGCAAACACUCCACUGCGUAUCGUUGUGGGUUCACAGGGUGUUCUGAACACUGGGACCCCUGAAGGGACGCAGGACAUAUCGGUGUUUGUGAACGACACUCUCCGAUUUAUCGGCUACGUGUAUACUCACCAAGAUGACCCAUCUGCUCUUCAUAUCGUUGCCCGCCCACGUCUGCUGGACGUCGGUUCCAGUGGCUCUCUCUGCCUCGCGAAAGCGUAUCUGGAAGACUGCAUCAGCUCUCACAAGAACUGCCUCCCACAACCAGACCCGCCGUCGCUCAUGCCCACCCGACUAGUUGAUUGCGCCGAUCCUGGAGCUCCACGCCUCGUCACCACGGCCGGUACCCGCGGCACAUACACUGCACUGAGCUAUGUCUGGGGCGAAGCUCAGCCACACAGUACUGUGACAGCUAACCAAGCCGCAUAUGCCCUCUUCAUCGACCCCGCCCACCUCCCGCAGACCAUCCUCGACGCUAUGGCGGUGACACGCGCUCUCGGUCUCCGUUACCUGCGGGCCGACACCCUGUGCAUCAUCCAAGACUCCCUGGAGGACAAGCUGCAGGAGCUCGGGCGCAUGCGCAACGUCUACCGCGACGCCCACGUCACCAUCGUCGCCGCGAACGCGCCCCGCGUCAGCGCUGGGUUCCUCGCGCCGCGGCCGGCAGUGCCGCCCACCCCGUUCAGCACGUUCUCUCGCGACGUCGUGCUGCCCUUCCGCUGCCCGGCUCCGCAAGGCACGCCGGCGCGCACGGGCCAAAUCGUCGUGUCCCCUCUCUGGACGUACCCGGACCCGCCGGAACAUCCUCUCUCUCAGUACGACGCCCGCGCGGAGCCGGUGAGCGCGCGGGGCUGGUGCAUGCAAGAGUACUUCAUGUCCCCGCGCGCCCUCGUCUUCGCCGCGCACACGGUGCAGGUCCACUGCCACAGCGCCGUGCGGAACGUCGGGGGCGCGUUCCACGACCAGUCCGACCGCCCGCCGCGCCUCCCCGCCGCGCUCCUCCAGCCCGCGCCCCCGCAAAUCGGCCCCGAGGAACGCGCGGCGCUGCGCGCGGCCUGGCAGGAGGCGCUCCGCGACUACUCGGCGCGCGCGAUCACCGUCUCGAGCGACAAGCUCGUCGCGCUCAGCGGGGUCGCGGAGGAGUUCCAGCGCGCGUUCCGCACCGAGUACCUCGCCGGCCUCUGGCGCGAGAGCCUGCUCGCGGACCUCCUCUGGAACCGGCGCGAGGGCUCCCCGGCCCCGACGCGCCAGAAAGCGUACCGCGCUCCGUCGUGGUCCUGGGCGGCAGUCGACGGGCAGGUGAUGGCAGGGGCCCGCGCCGUCACCGCAGGAUCUUUCGAGAGCAAAGGAGGAGGCGUCGCGGAGGUAGUUCGCUGCGAGGUGGUGCUGGCGCAUGCGGAGCUCCCGUUCGGCGAGGUCUUGGCGGCGACGCUCGUUCUCCGCGCACCGCUCGUCCCGUGCGUGUGGGAUGAAGAGGACCGACGGUACAUCUGCCGGGAAGUGGCUGUCGACGAACGCGAAGAUGACGAUGACGACGGGCUCGAGCGGUUCGGGUUCGUCUACCUCGACAGCGACGACGACGCAGGCGUGCGCGAGCUGUGGGCGGUUCCGAUCCAUUGGGAUCCAAACAUCGUCGGUGGCAUCGUGGUGACGUCUCAGGAAAUGCAGGUAUACCGCCGAAUUGGAUUCUUCCAAGUCUCCGCGAACGCUGGUCCCCUGCACUGGUUGCGAAAGGUUUUGCCUGUAGACGUCAUGAUUGUGUAG